Guillardia theta CCMP2712 is the source of this 819-nucleotide messenger RNA. RefSeq lists its product as hypothetical. The transcript is spliced from 12 exons. NCBI's taxonomy places the organism in Eukaryota, Cryptophyceae, Pyrenomonadales, Geminigeraceae. Bases 1 to 819 code for a protein of 272 amino acids. The record is from RefSeq and is a predicted model, not a curated record.
AUGUUGGCCCUGCUGAUUCCCAUCGACCAGAUCGAGUUCAAAGACUUCUUUCAUUUCGAGUACCUGCUGUGUCCAAGGCGGUUGCUGCUGCUAGAGAGUGACGGCCAGAUGUCUCAAGUUCAACGCAACGAGUUGAAGAGAGCUAUUCCUGGGAAAGUGAUCCUCAGCUGGCCGGAGACGUGUGAACGAGUUAAGAAUCAAGAUAAGAGUGGUGCAGAGCUCAAGACGUACAUUGAAACCUCGCUAGAUGAUGCGGUAGUAGACAAGAGAGCAUUUUCAGAGCACCUCUUCACGUGCAAGAUCAUUUCCCCUUCGGACUGGAAAGCUAGCCGUAAUUCAAACAAGAGAGAUGAGCUGAUGAAGGAAUUCGAGUCAACAGUUGCGCUCCAGCAAGAUCUGGAGCGAUCGAAGAAAUCCAAGACUGUUCCCGAUGACAAGCUCAUCAAUGAAGGAAAGAUUUCUGUUCGACAGUACAUCGAAAUUAUCGCGAAAUGGAGAAUGUCUAGGAACCAGUAUCACGAAUGGCCAUACAAGGACCGCAAAGAAUAUGGUUCCAGCACGAUUGGAGAGAUCUUACAGAAACUGAAGGCGCAGUUUCGAAAGACUUACGGUUUGCGAACCACGUCAACUUUCAUAUGCAGUGUUUCAGAAGACCGAUGGCUGAUGACAAGGCAUCCUUUACAAGAGGUUUUGAUAGAUCUGAAGUGCCAAGAAAUCAAGUUUGAAGCAGAACAAGAGUUACGUGCAUCACAAGCACUCACAUUCGUACCCGAUAUCGUCCUCAGAUUUGUCAUGGAAACUGCUCUUCGAGCUAUUUGA